AUGGCCCUGUGCUACCCCAUGGCUGUGGGCCUCAACAAGGGCCACAAAGUGACGAAGAACGUCAGCAAGCCGAGGCACAGCCAGCGCCUCACCAAGCACACCAAGUUCGUGCGGGACAUGAUCAGGGAGGUGUGCGGCUUCGCGCCCUAUGAGUGGCGCGCCAUGGAGCUGCUCAAGGUGUCCAAGGACAAGCGCGCGAUCAAGUUCAUCAAGAAGUGGGUGGGCACACACAUCCGGGCCAGGAGGAGCUUAGCAACGUGCUGGCAGCCAUGA
This is a messenger RNA of Acomys russatus (golden spiny mouse), 273 nucleotides long. Its product is annotated as 60S ribosomal protein L36-like. Gene Ontology annotation, biological process: cytoplasmic translation. NCBI's taxonomy places the organism in Eukaryota, Metazoa, Chordata, Mammalia, Rodentia, Muridae. Gene Ontology annotation, molecular function: structural constituent of ribosome. The coding region runs from base 1 to 273 and encodes 90 amino acids. Gene Ontology annotation, cellular component: cytosolic large ribosomal subunit; ribosome. The transcript has a single exon. The record is from RefSeq and is a predicted model, not a curated record.